Manihot esculenta (cassava) is the source of this 1185-nucleotide messenger RNA. Its product is annotated as bark storage protein A. The record is from RefSeq and is a predicted model, not a curated record. Gene Ontology annotation, biological process: nucleoside metabolic process. Bases 95 to 1042 code for a protein of 315 amino acids. Lineage: Eukaryota; Viridiplantae; Streptophyta; Magnoliopsida; Malpighiales; Euphorbiaceae. The transcript has 6 exons. Gene Ontology annotation, molecular function: catalytic activity.
UUUCCGCAUAUAAAGCCGCAUGAGAUAACGACUCUCCAAGCAACCCAUUGUUCUUCACUUGUUGCUUACACCUACCUCUCCGGGGAGAAAACCAAUGGCAGUGGCAGUAACACGACGAGAGAGGUGGACGGUUGAAAUGGCAGCGUUGGUGGUGGUUGGGCUGCUAGCUAUGGCGUCACCCACUAUGCAACUUAGUGUGAAAAAACCUCUGCGAGGAACUGUUCAAAAGUCCAGUGAAGAACCACGAUCUAUAGGUUUAAUUGUAACUGAAAUUUGCUGUGAGAAGGCACUUAAUGAGUCUGGCAUCUUCCAUGUUAAUUCAUCUGUUGAAUUGUUGGGAAGAACAUUCGUGCUUGGAACGAUUCAAGGAGCUCAUAUAGUCUACGUAAGAAGUGCUAGCAGACCAGCGGCAAACGUGGGCAUAACAUUGCAAAUCAUGGCUGAUAACUUUAAUCUUGGAGGAGUUAUCCUUCUUGGGUAUGGCCAAGCCCUUAACGAUUCAUUGAGCGUCGGCAGUGUUGUUAUACCCAAAUGGAUUGCCGCCACUGGAGUUUGGAUAUGGCAGCCAUUCUAUGCAGAAGAGGAAGAUGAAGGUCAGCUCAAGUUCACGGAAUUCAAUUAUCCAGAGGGGGGAGCCAAUUUGCUUGGAAGUGUAGAGUAUGAAAAAUCACAGAUUUACGUUAAUGGGAAAGUAAAAGAAACUUUUUGGACUCCUGCAAUAAUUUCUCUAGAAUGGCUCCGUGCUGCAUAUAAGACUUCGGUAGAGUCAGUUGAAGUUGUUCAUGGAUUGAAGCUCGCCAGCGCAGAUAUGCAGUUGAACAAUGAAGCAUACAAAAAGUUCCUUUACAAAACUUUUGGGGCCUCAACGGCGGAUACAAGUAGCUUUGCUGGGUUAUUGGGAGCUUAUACAAAUAAUCUGCGAUUUCUUGUGGUGCGUGGAGUUAGUGGCGGAGAAAAUGAAACGGAUAUGGUUGCUGCAAAUGCAGUGAAAGUCUUGGACCGCUUCAUUUUUCUGAUUAGUGUUCCUCGUGCUUCUUCUUAAUUCUGAUGAUCAUCACUCAAAAAUAAGAAAUAAGCUUGUCCUUACUAAUAAAUAAGCUCGUCAAUGGCGUCUACGUACUCAUUUGGAUUUUAUAAUGAUCUGCUGCUAUAAAUAAAUAAAUAAGUAAUUAUUACGUGCUGAAA